Molecule: messenger RNA, 1097 nt
Organism: Botrytis cinerea B05.10
Lineage: Eukaryota; Fungi; Ascomycota; Leotiomycetes; Helotiales; Sclerotiniaceae
Exons: 3
Coding region: 370-888 (172 amino acids)
Biological process (GO): eisosome assembly; protein localization to plasma membrane
Cellular component (GO): eisosome; plasma membrane
Source: RefSeq, a predicted model, not a curated record
GCAAGAUUCAUUUCAUAACUUGAUAUUGGAGAACAGUUUCGUCGAUUGUUUACCGAUUCUGGGAUAGUUCAUGACACGCUGUGCCGCAAUCCCUCAGUAAGACUCCUUGCUCACUGUGCAGGCUGUGUUCAUGGAGGCGGGGUUCUCCCUAUGAGAUUCUUACCUUGCCCUAUGUUACUUAAAUCUUAUCCUCAGCGAUAUGGCAAUGCCUAGUCUCAGCCUAGCGACCUUGACUCACUUCCCUGCUAGACUUUGUGAAGCUUGACUAUAUAAUAUCCAGUGUACUCAACCAAGUGGCCUUUUCUCAAUCAAUUCAUAUAUAAGUACUUUAAAACUUCAAUAUAAUUAGCAUCCUGCACACAAAGCAACAUGAUUGUCACUUUGGCACUCCGUGUUCUUCAGAUGUUGUUCGCUGCCGUUGUUCUGGCCUUGUCUGUAGUAUUGAUCAAAGGUUAUGGUCCGGGCCAUUCCUGGUCUCUCAUUUCCUACGGGGCAUUCUGUGGCGGAGCAGCGAUUCUUAUCGCAGCAAUUGGUGUAGCAGCUUGUUUUGUUGAAGCUCUACAAGGAAUAAUAAUGCUCGUUCUCGAUGGAAUUGCAACAUUCUUUCUCCUUGCUGGUGGAAUUGCAUACGCCGCAACGAUCAAGGUCGGCAGCUGCGGUGACUUUUAUGGUUACGUUAAUAACCAUAAUAAUCCAUUUGGCUUUAGUCCCUACAAAUAUCCGAGAGGACUUACCAUUCAAAAAGCCAUCGAUGAUGCAACGGGUAGAUGUCGAGAAACUCAAGCAAGCACAGCCUUUCUUUGGUUCACAACGGCAUGUUUUGUUGGAACGACUGCUGUCCACUUCUUGAGCAGCAAACGUGGCGGUGGUGCUGCGAGCUAUCCUUAGACUUUUCAAGGUGAAAUAUGCGAAGUAGUCGUAGGACUGUGAUGGACUGUGAUGGACUUUAAUGACGUUUAUGAAAUAAUGGGAAUAGUGAUAUCAAUGGCGUUCAAUCAAUUUCAACCACAGGUCAGAUAUGAUAAGAGGUCAAGAACACUACCGAAGAAAACAUAUUAUAGUUGCAAUGUAGAAUAUCCAUUACUGUAACUAGUCCA